Messenger RNA from Penicillium brasilianum, 1706 nucleotides. NCBI's taxonomy places the organism in Eukaryota, Fungi, Ascomycota, Eurotiomycetes, Eurotiales, Aspergillaceae. The record is from the annotation of a GenBank genome assembly.
UCUUAUACAACGCGGGUUCCUCCUACUAGGCCGCCUUCAGCCUAGUGCUGCAGCCUUAGGCAACGACCCAGCUUCCGCGCUCCGAAAAAAAAUCCCAUCCCCGCCGAGCUCUUUUAUUAAGACGGUUCACUGCGCCCCUCGCCGAAUUGGUUCUUCAACUUCUCCUCCGACCUUUCUUCAUCUCCCCUUUUGAACUGAAAUUCUCAACAUAAUUACUUUUCCUGUUGUUGAAUUCUUCGUUGCGACUGAACCAUCCUCUUGCUUCCCGGGCCGCAAUCACUCCGAUUUGAGUCACGUCUCUCAAUCGCGCACCUUUAAACACCACAAUGGCUGAUGAGCAGAAGCCCGUCGCUAACGCGGCCGCCGAGCAGGACGUCCAGAAUGUCCUUGCUGAGCUGAAGGAGAACGGUGCCUCCACCGAGACUGACAACGCCGACAAGGUCGACGCCGACGAGGCGCGCAUUGUCGCCGAAGCCGCCAAGCUCGGUGAAAAGUCAGAGCAGUCGGAGGAACAGUCGCAGCAGCAGCGCGAUUCGCGCCCUCAGCGUGGUGGUCGCUUCACCCGCACCAACAACGCCAAGUUCGACCCUUCCUCGCAGAAGGAGACUGACGACCCGGUGGAGAUCCGCAAGCAGGUUGAAUUCUAUUUCUCCGAUUCGAACCUGCCCAUGGACAAGUUCCUCCUGUCCAAGGUUGGCGGCAGCGCCAACAACGCCGUGCCCCUUAGCCUCCUUCACUCCUUCAAGCGCAUGCGUCGCUUCCAGCCCUUCGAGGCUAUCGUCAAGGCUCUCAAGGACUCGGAGGUCCUGGAGCUGACCGAUGACGACACCGCCAUCAAGCGCAAGGUCCCUCUGCCCGAGUCCGUGAACAACGACAACAACGCAGAGGCCGUCAAGGUCUUCGAGGACAAGGCCAUGGCCCGCAGCAUCUACGCCAAGGGCUUCGGCAACUUCGGCGAUGAGGAGCCGACCACCCAGCUCGACAUCGAGGCCUUCUUCGAGCCCUACGGUCCCAUCAAGGCCGUCCGCCUGCGCCGGACUCAGGACAAGACGUUCAAGGCCAGUGUCUUCGUCGAGUUCGCCGACGAGGAGAAGCAGAAGGCCUUCCUGGAGCUUGCCGAGAAGCCCAAGUGGAAAGGCGAAGAGCUGGUCGUGAAGAGCAAGAAGGAGUACUGCGAUGAGAAGGUGGCUGACAUCAAGGCCGGCAAGGUCUUCGCCAACACUGGCCGCGGUGGUCGUGGCGGUCGUAGCCGUGGUCCUGGCCGUGGUCAGGGUGGACGCGGUGGUCGUGGUGGCCGUGGGGGCCGCGAUGGCCGUGAUGACAAGCGCGACUGGCGCGAGCGCCGCGAUGAGGACCAGAAGAGCGGCUUCAAGAAGGACACCCGGGGCGUUCCCGUUGUGCAGGCUACCGGUGAGAAGCGCUCUCGCGAGGAUGAGUCCCACGGGGACCACCCCGCUAAGAAGGUGGAUGCCAAGGAGUAGAUGGAUCGCUCGUCACCUCAAUUUGCAUUUUUCUUAUGGGUCGGCCGGGAUCAAAAAGUGUGAUGAUAUGAACACAGUUACAUAGGCGUUUAUGUUUCUUCAAUUAUUCUGAUUUCAUCAUGAUUCAAGUUCAAGUCUUGCGUUUGUAUCCUUAUUGUAGAGAUAUAUCUUCGACUAUCAGUCAAAUUACAUCAUAUCACGAGUCUCAAGAAUUCACCAUACAGG